This is a messenger RNA of Anisakis simplex (herring worm), 249 nucleotides long. NCBI's taxonomy places the organism in Eukaryota, Metazoa, Nematoda, Chromadorea, Rhabditida, Anisakidae. The record is from the annotation of a GenBank genome assembly.
AUGAACAUCGAGACGGAACGUAACACUCUACGAGAUGAAGUGAAAAAACUCCAGAAUGAACUGCAGUUCGGCAGGGAUCAAAUGAUGCGUAAAAACGACGAAUUCAACGCAGCACUCGAUGACUUGUCGAAUGCACACAGGACGGCCGAAGACGGCCGUGUCAACGCCAUCCAGGAGUUGGAGAGCCGCAAGUUUGAGAUCACUGAUCUGCAGGUAUCGCACCAAAACAAAUCCUUGAUCAGAUUCUAG